CUCUCCCUUCUGUGAGCUGAGCCUCCUCUCCUCAGGUCCCCGUCUCUGCCCAGAAUGCCCACCAUGGGGACACCCACCAGGAGGAAGUCACACCUGCUGCUGCUAGUCUCUAUGGCCCUUGUCUCCUCUCCAGCUUGGAGUUCAGCCCGGGGAUCCCCGGCCACUUUUGGGCCUGUCUUUGAAGAUCAGCCCCUCGGUCUGCUAUUCCCAGAAGAGUCCACUGAGGAGAAGGUGACGCUAGCGUGCCGUGCCCGGGCCAGCCCUCCAGCCACCUAUAGGUGGAAGAUGAAUGGCACCGAGAUGAAGCUGGAGCCAGGGUCCCGCCACCAGCUGGUAGGGGGGAACCUGGUCAUCAUGAACCCCACCAAGGCCCAGGACGCCGGCGUCUACCAGUGCCUGGCCUCCAACCCCGUGGGCACCAUCGUCAGCAGGGAGGCUGUGCUCCGCUUUGGCUUUCUGCAGGAGUUCUCCAAGGAGGAGAGGGACCCUGUGAAAACCCACGAAGGCUGGGGGGUGAUGUUGCCCUGUAACCCACCUGCCCACUACCCAGGCCUGUCCUACCGCUGGCUCCUCAACGAGUUCCCCAACUUCAUCCCGACGGAUGGGCGUCACUUCGUGUCCCAGACCACGGGGAACCUGUACAUUGCCCGGACCAACGCCUCAGACCUGGGCAACUACUCCUGCCUGGCCACCAGCCACAUGGACUUCUCCACCAAGAGCGUCUUCAGCAAGUUCGCUCAGCUCAACCUGGCGGCGGAAGACACGAGGCUCUUUGCACCCAGCAUCAAGGCCCGGUUCCCGGCAGAGACCUACGCGCUAGUAGGACAGCAGGUCACCCUGGAGUGCUUCGCCUUCGGGAACCCUGUCCCUCAGAUCAAGUGGCGUAAAGUGGACGGCUCCUUGUCCCCCCAGUGGGCCACAGCCGAGCCCACCCUGCAGAUACCCAGCGUCAGCUUCGAGGAUGAGGGCACCUACGAGUGUGAGGCAGAGAACUCCAAGGGCCGCGACACCGUCCAGGGCCGCAUCAUCGUGCAGGCUCAGCCGGAGUGGCUCAAGGUGAUCUCCGACAUGGAGGCUGACAUCGGUUCCAACCUGCGUUGGGGCUGUGCAGCGGCUGGCAAGCCCCGGCCCACAGUGCGCUGGCUGAGGAACGGGGAGCCUCUGGCUUCCCAGAACCGCCUGGAAGUGGUGGCUGGGGAUCUGCGGUUCUCCAAGCUGAGCCUGGAGGACUCCGGCAUGUACCAGUGUGUGGCAGAGAACAAGCAUGGCACCAUCUAUGCCAGUGCUGAGCUGGCCGUGCAAGCACUGGCCCCUGACUUCAGGCUGAACCCCGUGAAGCGCCUGAUCCCCGCAGCCCGCGGGGGAGAGAUUGUCAUCCCCUGUCAGCCCCGGGCGGCCCCAAAGGCUGUGGUGCUCUGGAGCAAAGGCACCGAGAUUCUGGUCAACAGCAGCAGAGUGACCGUGACUCCGGAUGGCACCUUGAUUAUAAGAAACAUCAGUCGGUCAGAUGAAGGCAAAUACACCUGCUUUGCUGAGAAUUUCAUGGGCAAAGCCAACAGCACGGGCAUUCUGUCUGUGCGAGACGCAACCAAGAUCACUCUGGCCCCCUCGAGCGCUGAUAUCAACUUGGGGGACAGCCUGACCCUGCAGUGCCACGCCUCCCACGACCCCACCAUGGACCUCACCUUCAUCUGGACCCUGGACGACUUCCCUAUCGACUUUGACAAGCCUGGGGGUCACUACCGGAGGGCCAGCAUGAAGGAGACGGUGGGGGAUCUGACCAUCCUGAAUGCGCAGCUGCGCCACGGCGGGAAGUACACGUGCAUGGCCCAGACGGUGGUGGACAGCGCAUCCAAGGAGGCCACGGUCCUGGUCCGAGGUCCGCCGGGUCCCCCGGGAGGUGUGGUGGUGAGGAACAUUGGUGACACCACCGUCCAGCUCAGCUGGAGCCGAGGCUUUGACAACCACAGCCCCAUUGCCAAGUACACCCUGCAAGCCCGCACUCCACCUGCAGGGAAGUGGAAGCAGGUUCGGACCAAUCCCGCCAACAUUGAGGGCAACGCCGAGACCGCCCAGGUGCUGGGUCUCACCCCCUGGAUGGACUAUGAGUUCCGGGUCUUAGCCAGCAACAUCCUGGGCACCGGGGAGCCCAGUGGGCCCUCCAGCAAAAUCCGGACCAAGGAAGCAGCCCCCUCAGUGGCACCCUCAGGACUCAGCGGAGGGGGUGGAGCCCCUGGAGAGCUCAUCCUCAACUGGACGCCCAUGUCGCGGGAGUACCAGAACGGAGACGGCUUCGGCUACCUGCUGUCCUUCCGCAGGCAGGGCAGCACCAGCUGGCAGACAGCGCGGGUGCCCGGCGCCGACGCCCAGCACUUCGUCUACAGCAAUGACAGCAUCCAGCCCUACACACCCUUCGAGGUCAAGAUCCGCAGCUACAACCGCCGCGGGGAUGGGCCCGAGAGCCUCGUGGCGCUUGUGUACUCUGCUGAGGAAGAGCCCAGGGUGGCCCCUACCAAGGUCUGGGCCAAGGGGGUCUCAUCCUCAGAGAUGAACGUGACCUGGGAACCUGUGCAGCAAGACAUGAAUGGCAUCCUCCUGGGGUAUGAGAUCCGCUACUGGAAAGCCGGGGACAAGGAAGCAGCCGCUGACCGAGUGAGGACAGCGGGGCUGGACACCAGUGCCCGAGUCACUGGCCUGCACCCCAACACCAAGUACCACGUGACCGUGCGGGCCUACAACAGAGCGGGCACCGGACCCGCCAGCCCUUCUGCCAAUGCCACCACCAUGAAACCCCCUCCACAGCGGCCUCCUGGCAACAUCUCCUGGACCUUCUCAAGCUCAGGUCUUAGUAUCAAGUGGGAUCCUGUGGUUCCUCUCCGAAAUGAGUCUGCGGUCACAGGCUAUAAGAUGCUGUACCAGAAUGACUUGCACCCAGCUCCCACGCUCCACCUCACCAGCAAGAACUGGAUAGAAAUCGCAGUUCCUGAAGACAUCGGUCAUGCCCUGGUACAGAUUCGGACCACAGGACCUGGAGGGGAUGGGAUCCCAGCAGAAGUCCACAUCGUGAGGAAUGGAGGCACAAGCAUGAUGGUGGAGAACUCAGCGAUCUGCCCAGCCCCGCGUCCCGGCGCCAUCCUCUCCCCGUCCGUGGCGAUGCUGAUCCUUGUAGCCUACCUGGAGCUCUGAUCAUGGCGCCCUCCCCCCACCUCUGCCACAGCCGGACACCCACCUCUGAUGGACGCAGCCAGCUGGCCCUGGUCCCUUCCUGAUGCCAAGGUGGCCCCACACUGUGCCUGACAAUGGCUGGUUUUCAAUACCUAUUUUAAACAGUGCCCUUUUCGUAGGAGGUAGGAUAUUUCAUAUUCUGCCACAGGAUAAAACCCGCGCAAGGAUUUUUUUUUUUCUUCUUUAAGUCAAAAGACACCAGGCAGUGACUUCCAUGAUGAUACUGAACCCUAUGCCUGGGUCCUCCGGGGCGCCUGGAUGGAAGCAACAAGCCCAUAGGAAGAAGGGGGUUUGAAAUGUGCAUCUGCACAUGCGGGGAGAUGGACUCUGCUCCCUGACAGCGGAGUGUCUGGCGCGGUGGGAACACUGGACGCAAACGCAGUAGGGCAGAGCAUAGAUAUCGGCGUCCCUCAGCAUAGGAACAGGGCCAAACCUGGGACAAAGAACUCCCCUACUUCCUCGAGGGGCAGCACAGCUGGACCCUGACAUUGUCCUUGAUGACAGCCUACGCAGGUGGCAGAAAACCGGUGCCUCAAAGUCCGAGGCCAGAAGCCAGAGCUUUGGGGGAUGAGAUUCCAGACUGUCGGGGGUAAGAGCUAAAAGGGUUUGAGAAGUGGGGACACCUGGUGGAAAAGGGCACCAGGCUUGGCCCAAAGGCACAGUCCCAAUGCAGGUGACGCUGCCCUCUUAGCCAUCACUGCCAACCUGACCCUAUCACUCCCAAAGUGACAGAAGCCACGACAGGUGGCAGAGUGACUAAAGGGCUUAUCUCGGGGAGGUUCCCCACCCCACCAUCCUGCACGGUCCCUCCAGGUGUGGACAGGAGACAGGAGACAAGCCUUGGGGGCCCACCCACUUCCUCCAGCUCAGCCUGCAGCCUCUGGGCCACCACCCUCCAGCACUGACUCGCUCAAGCCUGGGACAAUAAGGCGACAUCGGUUCUGUAUGCUCUGGAGUCGGGAGUCUUCUGAGAAGGGCAAAGGAUACAUGUGGCCCUGGCUCUCCCAGCAUUACCCUGGACCACCUGGCAGGACCCGUCCCCCAGGCUGCCUCCAACGGCUCUUUUGCAUUUUCCCAGAAGAAAGAGGCACUAAUAAAUUUAGGGGCGUCCUAUCAUGUGCUCUGGGUACAUUACCAGUCACAGGACAUCGGAGCCGGAGGAGGCUUUCGAGCCCAACUUGCCGAAGCCCCUCACCUUACAGAUGAGGGAACAGAGGGGUUAGGGACUUCCCGCGGUCACACAGCCUGUCUGAACUUCCUAUCCCAGGCCGUCUGUCCCGAGGAAGAGGGCAGUGCUGAAUGGCUACCGCCUGAUUAAGAAAGUGUUGAGAAGGGCAAAGGGCUAUGAAAACUCUGCUUCAAGAGGUUCAGGUGGGGAGAUCGGCAUGGCUGGGUCCCAGCCCAAGGCACGGGCCAAUGCCGGGAGAUACCAAUCCUUCGCCUUUCGAGCCUGGGCCCUCAACAUACAGUGCUGGCUUGAAGCCCUCUGCCACCUUUACCCUUGCUCCAGGGAAAGGCACCCAAACAAGGACAGGGAUUCCACAAAUCCAGGCAGCAAUGGUGGCACAACCAGGAAUCACCCCCCCUCCCCCAGCCCAUGCUGUGACAGGUGGCCCUUCACAAGGGCCCUUGUAGGGGAUAGGCCCACCGAGGACCCCAGAGCCUGGCUUCUGUAGUUUACAGUUAGAACUCUAUUUUGUUACGGGUUUUUAACUUUUAAGUCCUGCUCUCUUUUCCAGGGCAGGCUUAUGUUGAUGUUUACCCGCUACAAUUUUUUUAAAAUAUCAGCUCACACCACUUCUCCGGGCUACUGCUGCUCCCACCCCCCACCCCCCCGGCCCAGGACCGCCUCCCUGGAGCCACUGACCAAACCCUCCUCAACUGCUCCUAUCCAUAACCUCCCACCCCCCAUGCAAGGUGCAUGCGGGCUCAGCUAAGUGACUACAUUCUGAACACAGAGACCCUAAGCAGUCUAGCACCCUUCCUGGUGGUCCCCUGUGGCUGUGCGCUGGACUGUCCCCAGCUCUACCACAAGGGGGAUGCUGAGGGUACAAAACCUGCUUCCAAGGUUUAGCUGAGUCCUGCCUCACUGCCUUGGGCUGCAGCGGGGGAAACAGGGGGACAGGUGUCUAGAUGCUGGGGCCAGAGGGAUGAGCUGGUUUCGCACAGGACGUCACCAGUAAGGCUGGAGACUGCAGUCCCUGAGCUUGCUUGAGUCAAAAGGCACUUACGACCAAGAGUCUUAGUUCUAAUGAGGUCCAUUGGCAAAGGGGAGGAAAGCAGACCCCCUGGAAAGCCUAGGACAGGUUUUUAGCUAGGAAAACCCAGCCCGGGAAGACCCCAUCGAACUUGUCUGGAAGAUGGAGAGCUGUGUACGAAAACGCAGGCUCCUGCAGCCUGAGAGCUCGGGCAGAGUACGAAUUAAGGUUUAGUAAGACCGUAGGUGACCUGAGGACAUGCAAGCUUAUAAAACAGACUCGUCUCCUGGUGAGGAGGCUUGGACAGGAGCUUGCAUGCAGGCAAAAGAGCCCCCCUUCCUGCCCGAGGGGCCUCUGAUGUUCCUCGUCUCUGCUCAGAUGGGCUGAGUCUCACUCCUGCUGUGGUCAGUAGUCAAUUUUGGAUCUCUCCCCGCUCACACACCAAGCCUCAGAGGCGGCGACAAGGGGGACAGCCACAAACAAGUGCUUUACCCCACAGCUUAGUGGCCAGUAAGUGCCUUGAGGACUAGGGACAGAGACAGCCUGCAGUCAGGGCCAAGGGAGACAGUCUCUCUCUGUCCUGCGUAUACUUGGGCUCAGCCUCCAGGUCCCUGUGGCCCUGGUCUUGGCUACUCAGUCCUCAUUGCUCUAACAGUCUUGUAUACCUCGCCUUCAGGGGGACAGGAGUUCUCUCCAGAUCAGGUCUCGCGGUCCAGCCGGGCCAUGAAAUGAUACAGAUGGGCCACGGGAUGGAAAGGCCAUGAGGAGGGGCUUUUAUUUUUUUUUCUUUUGAUAAAAUAACAGGAGAUCUGAGAUUAGACAUCAGGAAGAGCUUCUGCAAUGAGGCCCUAAGGUGAGUAAUUAAGAGGCUUCUUCCUUUUCUAGGGACCUUUAAGGAAUUUGGACAGCUGUUGGCCUGGGGUCUAGGUUAGGUGAAGUCUGGGUGUGUGAGGGCAUGCUGUUGAAUGUCCCUCUAGCGCCAAGUCUUGGAGCCCCUUUCUGCUGCAGCUCCUUCCCGUACGGGUGGGGACAGCCAUCAGUCACCAAGGGGGAAAGCUCACCUCAGGCAUUUUGUGGAGGACAUUGUCUCUCAACAGUAUCAGGGCCAUCUGGUCUACCCUGGGCAAGAGCCCAAGCUGGCUGAGGACACUGUAUUCCUUCAUCUCCUCCCCACCCAGAGGACCCCCUUUUCUCUUCCUGGCUCAGACAUGUGACGGCCAGCUGGGCAUCUUCGGGUCAGAGGGCUAGACUUCUCAAACUUCGUUUUGAGGCUCAAGUGUGGUGCCCCAUUUUCCCAGGUCAGACCUACCCUGGGUGUCAUCCUGUGAUGACUGAGGUUGCCAGAGAGGCUCCCGGCGUGGUGUGAGGGACUAGGUGGGCAUGUUUAAGGGACUUCUAAAAGCUCCAUGGAAAGAGGAGCCUGGUAGCUGUAUAUAGGGUCAUAGACUUUAGGAAGGCAGGAUAAUAAAGGGAAGCCAGGGAGGAAAACAAAUAGGUCAGAUAAUGUUGCCCCAAGGCCCAGGAAGCCGAGUAUCCUUAGCUGGGGUGCACCCUGCCUUGGCCCCUAGACUCCAACUGACCCAGCCCCAUCCAGGGCCUGCACAGCUUAGUCUCGUGGCUGGGCGAGGGCUAGGGCUUCUCCAGACCACCGACCUGACCCCAUCUUUGUUGAAAUGGAACCACUUCCAUUGGCCUAUUGUUUGUCUCUCUUGUACUUCUUGUAAUGGUAGUUAUUUAUUGACUCUGGUAGCAGGCAGUUCUUAAAUAAAGAUGAUUUCUCAACCUGA
Molecule: messenger RNA, 7210 nt
Organism: Hyaena hyaena (striped hyena)
Lineage: Eukaryota; Metazoa; Chordata; Mammalia; Carnivora; Hyaenidae
Gene: CNTN2
Product: contactin 2
Exons: 22
Coding region: 55-3186 (1043 amino acids)
Molecular function (GO): protein binding
Source: RefSeq, a predicted model, not a curated record